AUUAACGUCUUACACAUAUUAUUCUUAAGUGCGCACAUGUAAAGAUUGUUAUAUGUUAUUGUAGGAAUUAUUGCAACAUGCAUGCAUGAUUAUGUACAUUCGGGAGCUUUCUAUGUGAAAGAAUAUUAUAAGGGAUUGCUAUAUGAUGGAAUUGUAAAAAUCACGAUCACAUAGGAUACUCACAAUAAUUCAAAUGUGGCAGCUGAUGUUCUGUUGUCGACUGGAAAAAACAUAAUCCGCAAGGCAUCACAUUAACUCGUUUUUCUAAGAAAUACAACAUUAUAAAGAUUCUACAAUUAUUAACAUUCGUGUUCAUUUGAUUAGUGAUACUCAGUGUUCAUGUAGUGACUAAAACAUCGGACAUUUACAGUAUUUUAAAGUGUUCAUCUGUAUAUCCAAGGAUGGCAAGUCAAGCGAAGCGAUGUUUGCAUCAUUGGCCUACAAGAACGAUGUGUGUUUUUCUUCUGAUUCUUCAGGCAGUUUGCAUGAACUGGUAUCUGAUGAGCAACCUCUCCAAUACGUGGGCAGCGAUCUACGGCGCAGAUGCUGUUGUCAUAGCACUAUUUGCUCUUUCUUUUAUGAUGGCCUCGAGAAACAUGAAUAUAGAAAAACAUUCUCAGGGUCUUUCAUUUUCUGAUCUUCAACACUUACCGUUGACAUACAUAGCUUGGCUUGUCUAUACAGUUAUUAUGGACAUUAAGAUCAUUGUCAUAUUUAGUACAUUUUCCACAGAUUUAGACGAAGCUUUUUUCUUCGGACCGAACACAUUGAAAACAACUAUAGCUCUGACAGGAAUUGUGUUUAUAACAUAUUUACCUACAUUAAAUGAUAUACAACAUGGUCACCGGAAAGACAUCAUUAUAACCCUCACAUCGACUGUUGUAUUCGAUAUUCUCGAUGGUGUUGACAAUUUAGAAAACUUGUUUGACAAAGACAUUCGUGACACAUACCCGCCAGGUCUUGACGACGCCAUUAUUGCUGUUUGUUGCAUCAACUUCCUGUUACCCACAGUUCCGUUGUUCACGCUCGCGAAAACAAAGUUCGGCAUAAAGAAACUACCAUUUAAAUUGGAAUUGUUACAUAAAUUUGCUAUAGCUUACCUUAUAAACUUACCUCUGUUUAUUACACGAAUGAUCACGUGGCAUGGUCUAUCUCAAGGUAUUUCCAUUUUCCUCCUGAAGAAUAUAAUGGCGAUGGGUGUUGUGACGUUUGAAGUGUGUGAAAAGCUCGUCUUCUCAAAGAAAAGCCAUGAAAGAAAAGGGUCAGACGAUUCACAUGAAGCAGCCUCUUCUUUGUAGUAUAUAUAUGUAGAACACAUUCUCGUUAAAGUCUGAAUAAAACAGAAAUGUCACUACUAGACAAGAAAGAUCGCCGAAAUUUGUGUUAGAUUUUUGCAUUUGAAUUCUUAGUUGAAGAAGUAACUAAUCUAGUUAUGUUUUAACAUUAUGAAACUAUUAUCGUGCUUAGUAACAAAGAUGGUCACAAAUACAUGAAUAAUCUUAGUAAUUUUCUUGUCAUAUCUUUUAAAGUAUAUAUUCAUAACAGGUAUAGGUAACAAAUAAACACUGAAUUGCCUUAUCAAUAGGUUUUUAAAGAAGUAAUGGAUGUAAACAUUUUAACGUUUGUAUGAUUUUAUAUAUAAUAAAAAAACUCUCUAUUUAGAGUUAUCUGUCCUUGAAUUUUAAAAUGUUGAACGGAUGUUCGUGAUAUUUUUGCGACCAAAGAUAAAAUUAAAAACGCAAACCAAAUUGUAAAAGAAAUGUUAAGCAAACUUAUGUAUAAGAUAUCUGCACGAGAAUGACAUGAAAUUGUAAAUAUAUUUUAAUUGAAAGGCAGAUAAACGAACCCAAUGACCCCUAAUAUUUUCGUUUAAAAUAUCUUAUCUUAUCUUAUUCUAAGACCAUGCAUAAUCUAAAAAAAUAUAUAUUUUCAUCAACUUUAAUCAUCCUUAUAUGUUUACAUAUUACUGUAGCAAACGCCUUUAAAUAAAUAAAUGUUUUAUUAAAUCAUCUGUCAAACUGCUUUUAAUUGUAGUGUAAUGCAAAUAGUCAC
Messenger RNA from Ruditapes philippinarum (Manila clam), 2052 nucleotides. RefSeq lists its product as uncharacterized. Lineage: Eukaryota; Metazoa; Mollusca; Bivalvia; Venerida; Veneridae. Bases 402 to 1298 code for a protein of 298 amino acids. The transcript has 2 exons. The record is from RefSeq and is a predicted model, not a curated record.